UGUAUUCCCCACCUGUGUUUGUCACUGCCGAGUCUGCCUGGUUAUUUGCUUUUGAUCUAGGCUUUUCAGUUGAUUUGGAAUGAUUGCUUAUACCAAAGAUGAUAGGUGGAUCAAAAAGACUGUUUGAACUGCGGGGUACCAUUAAUAUGGAGAAGUAUAAUUUCAAGAUCACUUUCAUCGCUAAAUCAUCAAUAUGGCAUUGUGCUCUGAAUCAUGAGUAGUUGAAUUUCUUGUGCUGGUUGAAUAUUGCUUAAUGCAAACAUCCAUAUCGCUGUCAGCUCAAUCAGCAUAUUCAAGCAUAUUAGAAGCCCAAACGCUCCUUCAUUGGUGCGGGUCAAACGUUGCCGACUAACUGUUUUCUCUUUCUUUUAUGAUGUAUUGCAGCAAGUCCAUGCAGGUGGAAGAGAUUAUAAACAUUGAUAUAAAGGCAGGAUGGAAAAAAGGCACCAAGAUCACAUUCACCGAGAAAGGCAAUGAGCAGCCAGGCAUCAUUCCUGCUGACCUGGUUUUCGUCAUUGAUGAGAAGCCACAUCGUGUGUUCACACGAGAUGGAAAUGACUUGGUCGUCUCGCAAAAGAUCUCAUUGGCAGAGGCGCUGACCGGCUACACUGCCCAUCUCACAACCUUGGAUGGGAGAAACUUGACUAUUCCGGUCAAAAACGUGAUUCAUCCGACGUAUGAGGAAGUUGUCACCGGGGAAGGGAUGCCAAUCCCUAAAGAUCCCCCGAGGAGAGGAAACUUGAGGAUCAAGUUCAGUAUCAGGUUCCCUGCACGGCUAACCUCAGAGCAGAAGGCUGGCAUCAAGAAGCUCUUUGGCGCUUGAGGAAGAAACAGGCAUAUGAUUGUGAAUAUUCCAAAUCUACAUUCUUGUUUUGAGAGCUACUUUGUUUGUUUACUUAUGGUUUGGGGUAGCUCAGAGCAUGUAGUAGUGCAAAUCCUGGACCGAUCUGUGGCGAUACAAUUUGGUGGCUGAUUAGCGCUACUUCAUGUUUUUCAUCAAUAAAUGGGUCCUUGUCUG
This is a messenger RNA of Linum trigynum, 1018 nucleotides long. The record is from the annotation of a GenBank genome assembly. Lineage: Eukaryota; Viridiplantae; Streptophyta; Magnoliopsida; Malpighiales; Linaceae.